AUGGCUUCCACGUUGUGCCAACGCUUCUCGACAUUCUUCACGAACCACCCUCGAGCGGCGUGGAUGAGAGGAAUCGGCCUCGUCGUAUUUCUCUUGACGAUUCUCUCCACCGUGACAGCUAUCACGUAUUCUACUUCCAAGGUCGAGACAGUAUCGCCCUCUCAUUAUGCGGUGAUCAAGUCGGACUUCGCCGACCCAUGCCUGCUGAGUGUGGACGGCAUGUUCUACGCGUUUGCAACGCGACCUAAGCCGUCGCUCCAUAUUCAGGUUGCAAGUGCCAAGGAUAUAUCGGAUUGGACUCUGCAUGAAGGAUAUGAUGCUCUGCCGACCCUCCCGAAAUGGGCCGUACAAGAGGGCGAUGCUGCUGUGUGGGCACCAGAAGUGGUGCAGCGGCCCGAUGGGAGCUUUGUGCUCUAUUUCUCUGCAUCAUGGCACGCCAACAGUCGUUUCCACUGUGUCGGCGCAGCAACCUCUCCCAACGUCACAGGCCCGUACGUCGCACUGGAAGAGCCACUGACCUGUCCCUUUGACCAAGGCGGCGCCAUCGACCCCACUUUCAUCUACGACCGACGAAAGAACAUGUCGUUCGUCGUCUACAAGAACGACGGCAACGCCAUUGGAUCUGGUGGGGCCUGCAGUAACAGCAACUGGCCGAACACGCCCACGUCGUUUCAGUUCAACAUGGUCGACAACGCGGACUAUACCACGCGAAUUGGUAACGACACCUGGACCCCGGUGGGCAAUGCCACGUGGAUUCUGUUCAGCGAUCGGAGUGACGGGCCCAACGUGGAAAGUCCCCAGAUCUUCUACAGGGGCAAUGCUCAGGGCAGAUUCGCUGCUGCCGAGGAUACCUCCGCGUACCAUCUGAUCUACAACGCCGGUUGUUUCGCGGACGAGUCGUAUCGGAUCGAACACAUUGUCUGCCGCGCCACACAGCUGAACGCGGUAUCCACGCAGUGGACUACGCACGACCCCACGUACGUUCCCUUUUUCCGGGACUGCACGUUUGGGGCCAUGCAGCCCGACAGCUACAAAUCCUGGGGCCAGGCGUUCCUGGGGUUGAAGGACACCAUCAACAACCACUACGAUGUGGUGUUGAAAUCCGGUGUAUUCCGACAGCCUGAUGGUGUGGGUGUGGAGCUCUACGCACCUGGCGGCCCGGCCGUGAUUCAAGAUGGUCGAUACAUGGCGUUCCACGCGGACAUUAGCCGGGAAUGGUACGAGGGCAAAGUCUGCCCCGGCUGUCGGGUUCGAGCUCUGUUCAUCGCCGAAUUGGAAUAUGGCAGGACAGGCACGGGGCUAAAGGUCAAAAGACUGGUUAAACCGAGAUGA
Molecule: messenger RNA, 1332 nt
Organism: Fonsecaea erecta
Lineage: Eukaryota; Fungi; Ascomycota; Eurotiomycetes; Chaetothyriales; Herpotrichiellaceae
Exons: 2
Coding region: 1-1332 (443 amino acids)
Biological process (GO): carbohydrate metabolic process
Molecular function (GO): hydrolase activity, hydrolyzing O-glycosyl compounds
Source: RefSeq, a predicted model, not a curated record